AUGUCCGCCAGCCAGGCAGGCCCGAGCAGGACCACGCUGCACACUCCGGCCUCGCCAACCGCACAGCAGAGCUACAUCGACCCAGCCGCCGCACCGCUCGCGUCUCCGCAGCUCGCCAACCGCAUCAACCUCGUCACCUACAAGCAGUCCACCAUCAAGGCGCUCAUCGACCCCAGCCUGCCAGUACAGGAUGUCAUUCGCCAACUCUGCGCCAAUGCCCACCUCGGCGUCCAGGAGCCUCCAGCGCUCUUCGCGCUUCGCGACGACGACAACGACGAGCUCAUCGACGACGCCAACAUGGCAAAGAAGAUCGAGGCCGGCGCCAACUUCAAGCUGUGCUCGUCACCCACCAUCGAGGCCGCAGACAUGGUCGACAAGCUUGGCUCCUGCGACGAGCGCGUGCUCAAGAUGGCCACCUACACCCUCCAGCGCCUCAUCCGCGAAGCACCCUUCACCAACGAGUUUGUUGCCAGAGGCGGCGUGAGGGAGUUGCUCAACGUCAUACGCAAUCACUCGUCCGGCAACACCCUCGCCUACGCUCUCACCAGCUGCCAGAACCUCAUGGACGGUUUCGAAUACGGCUGGGACAUCAUCGACGCCGACAUCGUCGCAAAAGUCGUCAACUUGCUUGUUUCCCAAGAACGCAUCAACGUCUGCCGGCCCGCCACCGCCAUCCUCAAGAAGCUCGUCGUCUCGGGUCCCCAAGACUCGCCCAAGAUGGGCCGCGUGCUCACCGACGGCUCGGGCGCUGCGUCCGCUGCACCGCCUCCCGUCUACCGCUACGGCUUUGACUUUGUAUACGCCGAGUUCCAGCGCGAACCACUCUUCCUCCAGACGCUCACCAACCGCAUCGGCAGCUCCGACACCACCUUAAAGCUGUACAGUCUCAGCCUCAUCAACAGCCUGCUGCGCAACGUCUCGGACGAGCUCUUCGAGAGCUUCACCUCGGAGCUCGAAAAGCUCAACGCAUCCAAGGCGGUGGCGUGGCUCAUGGACUCGCAUCGCGGCGACGAAUUGGCAUCGUCCAUCCUCGACUACCAGACCAACGUCAUCCGCACAGCACAUCGCAGGAUGCGCACCGCCGUCACACCGACCGACAAGCGCCACGUGCACGCACUCUCCUACAUCUGGCUUCAGGCAAAAAUCAGCGAUGUCGUCGUGCCGAACAAGAACCCCGCCCAGACCACCCUCAACGGAGCAUCCAGAACCGCCGGCGGCGCCACCACUCGUUACAAGUGGCGGCGCAUCGGCUUUGCGUCUGAGUCGGCUGCCAAGGAGUUUGGCCGAACGGGCUGGCUGGGCCUGUUGUGCCUCGAGUCGUUCGUGCGCUCAGAUCCCGACCUGUACGCUAAGAUCAUCCUGGAGCAGAUCAAUCGGCCCGAGGAGCGCCGCUGCAUGUUUGCACGUGCAUCCAUCGAAGUCACCUCGAUCCUCGCCGAUCACUGGGACAUUGAGUCCGGCUCUUUCACCGCGUCCACCUCGUAUCUGCCCUUCCUGCUCUCCCUGACCAAGGUGCACAAUCUCGCGCUGCGCUUCUUCCUGCGCAUGUGGAACGAGUCGGGUGCCGCCGCCUCGGACUUUUCGCGCGUGUCGGCGCUGGUGCGCAGCCAGGUGCACGAUGCGCUCGGCAAGCAGGACGAGGUGAGCCGCACCUGGAUCGACCUCGAGGACGCUUUCCUGCACUCGGAGUACCGGACCGUGCGCGAUCGCCAGAUCAAGGAGCUCGAGGUGGACGAAGACUACAACUCCAAGGCGUCGAUCCGCAACCUGCGCGGCCGCAUCUAUCGCGAGAGCUACGAGUUUGUGCGCCAGCAACGCAUCCAGUGUCUGCUCGAGGGCGCAUGGUUCCGCAACGUAGUCGCAUCGUCAGCCGUGGGCGCCGGUGCGAUGGGUGCCAAGCAGCGGAGAGGAUCGACGAGCACCGUCGAGACCACCAAUAUGGCCAUGCCGACGAUUUCCAACGGCGCCACGGCUCCCACCAAACCAUGGCGCUUCUAUCGCCUGGCGCCCAACAAAAAGUUCCUCUACUUUUGCGACUCUUCCGACCGCGUGCCCAUUCGCGGCGGGCUUGACGACCUGCCGGAUCGCAUCGAUCUGAGUCUGGUCACCGAAAUUUCGCACCACGGUGGCGCAGCGACGGGUGGAGGCUCGGGAGGCGCGGCGACGGGACGCGAGCUGGUCAUCAGCCUGCUGCAGUCGCCAGAUGGAUGUGUCGCCGAGAUGCAGGCGCUCAAUGCGAGCCAGCUGUCCGAGUGGACCGAUGGCCUCAACAUGCUGCGCGACGAGGGCGGCGUGGUGAGCACGCGCGAGACCGCCGACCUCAUCAACAUGCUCACCGAGAUCGGCAUCAAGGUCAAGAUGCUCGACCUCACGGGCGAACAGAUCGAGCUGCCUGCCACAGUGCAAGCGCCGCCGCUGCCCUCCACCACCGAAUUCUUCUUUGCCGAGUUGUAG
Messenger RNA from Moesziomyces aphidis, 2454 nucleotides. NCBI's taxonomy places the organism in Eukaryota, Fungi, Basidiomycota, Ustilaginomycetes, Ustilaginales, Ustilaginaceae. The record is from the annotation of a GenBank genome assembly.